AUGCAGCUCCAACUCACCCUCGCUCUUGCCUUUCUCGCGGCCGGCGCCCUCGCCUGGAAAUGCACCGAAGGCACUCCCUGGACCCCCGAGGAGCUCCACGAAUACCUGACGCUCAAUGAUACCACUAACUGGGCGCCCAUGGCCAAGAUGCCGCAGUGCACGCCCGAGGCGUCGGAACUUCUCGCCGCCAACGAAACCAGCACACUCGAAGCCCGCCGAGGCGGCAACAAGUUCAUUGCCUAUGGCGUCUACCACUGCGGCAGCAACGUGCUCUUCUCGGCGGACAACUUUUGCUGCGGCGGCUGCUACUCGGUGAGCCGCGGCAUCUACAGUGGGCUACCUCUGGCGCGAGAAGAUUAG
Messenger RNA from Lasiosphaeria miniovina, 360 nucleotides. RefSeq lists its product as uncharacterized. The transcript has a single exon. Bases 1 to 360 code for a protein of 119 amino acids. The record is from RefSeq and is a predicted model, not a curated record. Lineage: Eukaryota; Fungi; Ascomycota; Sordariomycetes; Sordariales; Lasiosphaeriaceae.